Molecule: messenger RNA, 507 nt
Organism: Stylophora pistillata
Lineage: Eukaryota; Metazoa; Cnidaria; Anthozoa; Scleractinia; Pocilloporidae
Product: histidine protein kinase NIK1-like
Source: RefSeq, a predicted model, not a curated record
AUGAAGUUAAACUUAGAAAAUUUUGAAGUGCUUCCUUUGCUUGAGAGUAUUAAAAGCCUGUCUAAACCCCUGUUUCAAAAAAAUAAAAACAAAUUUUUGCUCAAAGCUCCUUUACAAAUCCCUGAAAUGUAUUCAGAUUCCACAAAAAUUCGUCAAAAUCUUUUGAACUUGCUCAGUAAUGCAGCAAAAUUUACCCAUGAAGGAAAUAUCACAUUAGAUAUUAAAGCUGAUUCUAACCAAAAAUGGAUCUCUUUUAACGUUUCAGAUACAGGGAUUGGAAUGAAGCAAGAGCAGUUGGGUAAAGUUUUCGAUGCUUUUACACAAGCUGACUCAACAACCACAAAAAAAUAUGGUGGAACAGGUCUGGGGCUUUCCAUUACAAAACGGUUUUGUGAGAUGCUCGGUGGAGAAAUCACUGUAGAAAGUACCGUUGGAAAAGGGUCUGUGUUCUCUAUGCUGCUCCCUGUUCGAUCACAGGACAUAGAACCUGAUGAAGAUGCAGCUUAA